CUCUACGCGCUAUUGCAUGGCAUCUAUACCGGCAUCCUUGCUGCUUACCCUGUGGAAUAUAUCCAUCAACAAAUGCUGGUCAAUCCGACGAGCUAUGGUUGCCUUUAUCACACUCCUCUAUACUCUGAUUACUAUCGAUUUUGGUGCCAGUUGGUCGCAUAUACACUCCGCAUUCAUCGAAAGCGGGCAAAGUUUUUGGGCUGCAUAUUCCAAUCUUUAUGAUAUCCAAGCAUCUUAUUGGGAGACGUGUAUCACUGCUUCCAUUAGUACCAUUCUCGCAGACUUAUAUAUGAUUCGGUGCUGCUGGAUGGUCUGGGGACGACGGUGGCUUGUUAUUCUGCUUCCAAUAAUUUCCCUAACUUCUGCAAUCGCAUCAAAAAUCAUGGUAGUAUAUUACGACUAUGCAGAUGGAUUUGUGGGCAUAUUUCCUAUGCUCUAUAUAUCCUUCAGUCUAGUGACGACAUUAUCAUGCACCUUGCUUAUCAUUUACCGCAUUAUUACUGUCACCGGGGUUCGCCGUGGAGCUGAGGGUCGACUAAGAGUUUAUCACUGUUUCAUUGAAGUCCUAGUGGAAUCCUCAGCUCUCUAUUCCAUAACUCUGAUUCUAUUUUUGGCUUUCACUAUUCGUGGCAAUUUGGAAGCAAAUUACCUUGAUAUCGUAGCUAGCAUCGCGAAGGGGGUUGCGCCCACGCUACUUCUUGGUCGGGUGGUGGCAGGACACACGCGGCCCAACGAUGACCAUGAUGAAAGUACGGUGUCGACCCUUCAGUUCCGGACACCUUCCGGAGUUGGUACGCCAAGCCUUCAAGAAUCCACCAUGCAGAGCGCGGUCUUUGAAAUUGGCAUUGAAGCUCAACCGGAGCGGUACAGAUGAGCUCGUGGUAGUUGUUGAAGGGACACAAUAGGGCUCACGACGAACAUCUCAGACUCGGGUUAAGACUUUGGACUAAAU
Messenger RNA from Desarmillaria tabescens, 952 nucleotides. RefSeq lists its product as uncharacterized. The coding region runs from base 95 to 874 and encodes 259 amino acids. The record is from RefSeq and is a predicted model, not a curated record. Lineage: Eukaryota; Fungi; Basidiomycota; Agaricomycetes; Agaricales; Physalacriaceae. The transcript has 6 exons.